AUGAGGGGUCUGGGAACUUCUCUCUUCUUAGCCUUUGUUGCGAGUGCAACUGCUAGCUCUAAUAGCUCCUAUCUUGCUGAUGGGUAUUUGGAUUUAGGAGGUGCCAGUGAGGCAUACCAAAAGGCAAAGGCUUUCAUCUCUCAACUAAGCAAUGAGGAAAAGAGUCUUAUCGUCAAUGCCUCCAGCUUUAACAGAAAUGGCGUCUCGUGGUCAGAAUAUGAGAACACAGAUGGCGUUUCCGGUCUGAACUUCUACUACUAUGUUUCUGCUUUUCCGAUGGGAAAUGCCCUUACUCAGACUUGGAACCGCGAUCUAGCCGCGGCGCAGUUCAAGGCUGUUGGAGACGAAUACAAGGCUGUGGGCUAUAAUCUUGUCGAUGGAGCUUUACUUGGUCCUCUCGGCCGUGUCCCAGAGGGUGGUCGGCAAAACGAGGCCUUUUCACCUGAUCCAUAUCUCUCGGGCGUGUUAUCAGGUGAAGGCGUCCGCGCACAAAACUCAGCAGGUGUUAUCGCUGGAAUUCGGCAUUUCCUACUAUACGAGCAAGAGACGAACCGUAGCUCUAUGCUCGGCUCCUCAACCAACGAAGUUUACUCCUCCAACGCCGCUGAUAAGACCCUGCACGAGGUCUACAUGUGGCCUUGGGCCGAUGCAAUCAAAUCCGGCGCAAUGGCCGUAAUGUGUUCUAUGAACCGUGUAAACGGGACACAUUCAUGCCAGAACUCCGAACUUCUAAACGAUAAGUUGAAGACUCAGCUUGGAUUCCCGGGAUUCGUUUAUCCCGAUGAAUCUGCUCAAUUCAGUUCGUAUGGCGCUGCGAAUGCGGGUCUCGAUUACUCGCCUUACUCGGAUGGUCUUUGGGAUUGGGAGGCGUUCUCGAAGGGAUUGAAGAAUGGUAGUUUGACUGAGGACAGAUUGGAUGAUAUGGCUGUUAGGACUGUUUUGCCGUAUUAUUUUGUUGGUCUGCAGAAGGAGAAUCUUACGACUGUUUCUGAUGAUUAUACUGCUUAUCGGGAUGUGAGGAGGAAUCAUAGUAAGAUUAUUCGGAAGGUUGGAGGGGAGUCUUUGAGUUUGUUGAAGAAUGAUAAUGAGAAUGGAAGGGGUCUGCCUUUGGUUAAGCCUCGUUCUAUUUCUCUUUAUGGGGCUCAUGCUGGUCCUGCUGUUGCUGGUCCCAACCAUGCAUGGUCAGUCUCCGGCGCAGAUGCAGAGGUCUACCAAGGCCAUCUAGCUCAAGGAGGUGGAUCUGGACAAACAUCCCUUCCCUACCUAAUCACACCAUUCAACUCUCUCACCAACCGUGCCGUUGAAGAUGGUACCGCAAUCUGGUGGAUCAUGAACAACACCUAUACAAGCAGCUCAAGCGGCAUGUCAGUCAUAGGCGGAUCAAUGGGCACAGGAACAAGUCCCACCUACAGCCAAUACGCCUCAGCCUCAGACGUCUGUCUCUGCUUCAUAAACUCCUGGUCCGGCGAAGGCGCAGACCGCUCGACUCUCUACAACGAAGAACAAGAUACAAUGAUCAACAAAGUCGCCUCAAACUGCAACAACACCAUUGUCGUCGUUAAUGUCUCUGGUCCCCGUAUCUUAGACGCAUGGAUCGAGCACGAGAACGUCACUGCCGUGAUAUACGGUGGAUUACUGGGUCAAGAGUCCGGAAAUGCAAUUGCGGACGUUCUCUACGGAGAUGUUAACCCUAGCGGUCGUUUGAUUCACACUAUCGCGAAGAAUGAAUCCGAUUACCCUGCUAGUGUUUGUGAGACGGCGAAUUGUCGCUUUACAGAGGGUGUUUAUGUUGAUUAUCGCUGGUUUGAUAUGAAGGGGAUCGAACCUAGAUAUCCAUUUGGUCAUGGAUUGAGCUAUACGUCUUUUGAGUAUAGUGAUGUUAGUGUCAGCGUUACUAAUAGGUCGGCGUUGGGUUAUAAGUAUGCCAAUGGAAGCUUGGGUCUGGGUGGCGAAGCCGAUUUGUUUUAUGAUGUUGCUAAGGUUACUGCUACUAUUGAGAAUAGUGGGGAUGUUGAUGGUGAUGAGGUGGCUCAGCUUUAUUUGUCGUUUCCUAAGGAGGCGAAGCAGCCUGUUAGGGUUCUAAGGGGCUUUGAGAAGGUUUCUAUUGCAAAGGGAAGUUCUGAUAAGGUUGUUUUUAAGCUGAGGAGGAGAGAUUUGAGUUAUUGGGAUGUUAGUGCGCAGAAGUGGGCUGUUGCGAAUGGGAAGUAUACGUUUUCUGUUGGGGCUAGUUCGAGGGAUUUGCGUGGAAAAGCUACUUUGACUAUUUAG
Penicillium angulare is the source of this 2268-nucleotide messenger RNA. Its product is annotated as beta-glucosidase D. The record is from RefSeq and is a predicted model, not a curated record. Gene Ontology annotation, biological process: glucan catabolic process. NCBI's taxonomy places the organism in Eukaryota, Fungi, Ascomycota, Eurotiomycetes, Eurotiales, Aspergillaceae. The transcript is spliced from 5 exons. The coding region runs from base 1 to 2268 and encodes 755 amino acids. Gene Ontology annotation, molecular function: beta-glucosidase activity.